This is a messenger RNA of Syngnathoides biaculeatus (alligator pipefish), 6428 nucleotides long. RefSeq lists its product as uncharacterized. NCBI's taxonomy places the organism in Eukaryota, Metazoa, Chordata, Actinopteri, Syngnathiformes, Syngnathidae. The coding region runs from base 2775 to 5990 and encodes 1071 amino acids. Gene Ontology annotation, cellular component: cytoplasm; phosphatidylinositol 3-kinase complex, class IB; plasma membrane. The transcript is spliced from 33 exons. Gene Ontology annotation, molecular function: 1-phosphatidylinositol-4-phosphate 3-kinase activity; 1-phosphatidylinositol-3-kinase activity. Gene Ontology annotation, biological process: phosphatidylinositol 3-kinase/protein kinase B signal transduction; cell migration; phosphatidylinositol-mediated signaling. The record is from RefSeq and is a predicted model, not a curated record.
UUGCCCGCAAAUCACAUGGCACAAAGAGACAAACAACCAUAAAUACUGACAAUACAGUUAUUAAUUACGACAAAUAAAUGCAAGCAAUGUUAACUAGGGGUAACCUUGCUUCAGACACAAAACAUCUGUUAAGAAAAUACAUCUGGACAAUUAUUACGGCAUUUCAAAAACAAACUUUAGAGACUGGAGAAAAGGAGUCGCGGAAACGCGCAUGCGCACUGAGUGGGUCUGCCCUGCCCAUUAAAAAAAAAAAAAAAAAAUCACUCCAUUGUGACGUCACCUCAGGAAGGAGGCGGAGCUGGAGGAGUCUUCCACGAGACUACGCUGACGUCACGCGCAGCGAAAAUGCCAUAAAACCACAUUGUCGCUAAAGUGGAGCGGGACAAAACAAUUGCGACUCGUUGCGGAAGCGCCAGGAAAUGUUUUGAUUCUAACAUGUUUUGUUUUGGCCCUUCGAAGACACCGGAGAAACCUCUUGACGCACGCGUAUUAACGCACGCCGCUGGAGCCGCAGCCGACUCGGAAGAGCGAAGAAGAAAAGUGGAGAGGAACAGGAAGUUGGACAACAACUCCCGAGACGCAGAAAAAGCAGGAGCGUACGCUUGGGGAUGAGCUGUGAAAAAAAGCGGAGCGGCUUCCAAAUUACCAGCGUGACGUCCGACUUCAGGCAAACGUGGGCCGGCCAAUCAGCUCCCGGUGUGAUCCUGACAGUCGCCGAACCGACGGCCGCCUCCCGUAGUCCCCGUGGCAGCUCCUCCCAGCCCACCACGCCCUCCCCGAAGAGGAGACAUAUAUCCCACGAUGCCGUGAGGCAGGGGUCAGGCGCUUCCUCCAGGUUCCGACUGGUGCGGUUGGCAGGUGGCGGCACGGGCGCCCGCGGUAAUGGCGACGCGUACGGGCGUGGCCGCUGGAUGUGCACAGACUUUACGGAAGGGCUGCGGCUAAAGCGUGUCACGGACAGCAUGAGACACGCCCAAUCGCUGGAGUCUCUGGAGUCAAUUCGAGGACCACCUCAGCCAAUCGGAAGCGGGGAAACGGUGGACCAACUUGUGCCUUCUCCGCAUCCUCCAUUCCACCUGGCCGUCAGUGCCCGGGGGGAGUCUGUCCUCAGGCUUUCUCGCUCUCAACCCAGCUCGCCUCCUCCCACUUUGACUGCCAUCCCCGCUCGGGCGGCGUUUGGCCUGGACCGGAGCGCCACCUUUAGCCUGCCACCGGACAUCAGCGUGGUUGCCAUCGACAACAAGAUCCAAGAGGCUAUGAUGUCACCGACGGAGACGGAUGGAGGCCUCACUCUGACCCUCAAGUGGAGCCCAGCAAUAUUGGAUCACAGUUUCUCUUCAGAACAGUUUUUUUUUUCUGGGGGGAGGUGGGGGCAGAAUUUGUUGUAAAUAUUACUCGGUGUCUAAUACUCGAGAGUACCAAAAUCUCCUCUCCAAAACCAACAACAAAAUGGCGUCCCGGCGUGAGACCCGUCCAUUUCCCCCGUGACAGUCUUUGGAGGAGGAUGCUGGCCCUUUAAGAGGGGAAGCUGGCAAGAUAAGCCCCCCUCCCCCGGAACACCCCACGCACACCUCCUUCCCCCAGCACAUUGUUCUGCCGCUGCCGGCGAGAAGCCGCUUCCUCCGCGCGCCGCCCUCCGCGGCAAACACGCACAGACAGACUGACGGACGCCUGGGCUGGAUGUGGACGCUUGCCCUUCGGUGCGGGGGGGACGCAACGGCCGCUCGCCGCCGUGACGCACGAUUAGGACCCUGACGCUCAAACGGGGGACAAAGACGCACGCAUCGGGUCGGUCCAAAGAUGCUCUGAGGGAAGACAAGCCGCCAGACUGGGAACAAGCUCAGCCUGAAGUCAUGAGGAGGAGACAAGAAGGUUGUUGGUUCAUUUCUAUCAAGCUAUGUCAAGGUAUUCCAAGUCGAUCUAAAUCAUGUUCAUGACAGAUCCUCUUCCGCAGAGCGCAACAGGAAAGGUGUGUGUAAGUGUGCGCGCGCGUGUGUCCUACUUUUUGGGCCUUUGUCUGACCGCCCCACAGAAAAUAUACAAAAAAUAUGACGACACACAACGGAGAUUUCAGAGAAAAGACGGCAAAGUGUGUCAAAAAAAAAAAAAAAAGGUUCCCCGAAGAGGAACAAAAGGCCGACAAACAUUAGCACGUCCGACAGUCUGUCGGUGGUGAGGCAGUUGCCACGGCAACACAAAUGUCAUCAGGGGACCCGGAGGACUCGUAGAGACUUGGAGGGACGUAGACUUGUAGAGACGUGAAAAGAGUCCUGUAGGGAUUUUUAGGGACAUGAUGAGGCUUGAAAAGGACAAGCGGAGGAACAAAGGCCACAGACGUGGUGAUGCAGUUGCCAUGGAGUGGUCGCCAGCAGAAUUAGGAGACUUGUGGGGAACUUUUAGGGACAUGAUGAGAAUUAGAGGGACACGAAGAGUACUUUAGUGAUUUUCAAGGCCUUGAGAAGAUCUGACGGACUUAUCAGGACAAUAAGAGACUUGAAGAUCAAGAUAAAAGAAAUUGAAGGUAUUUUUAGGGACAGAAAGAGACUCGUAAGCUUUUGAAGGACUUCACAAGAUGUACGAGACUUGUAGAGAGAUGACGAGAUCUGGUAGGACCCUGUGUAGAUGUAUGGGGACAUUGGGAGGUCAUGAAAACAUUUGAAGAUGCUUGACGAGGGCACCAAAAUGAAGACAUAUCCACUUGUCUGUCACCAAGCGACCUGACCAGUGCCAAGAAGAACUCGUGAGACCUGUGCCGCGGAGGUGAGGUGGUCGCCAUGGCACCCCGGCCGUCUUCAGGGGAACUAUGGGGCCUCCACCUGAUGCCCCCGUGCAUCUUAGUGGACUGCUGCCUUCCCAACGGGAUGAUGGUGAGUCUGGAGUGUCUUCGAGAAACUCCUCUCAUCAGUAUCAAGCAGCAGCUCUUCGCCGAGGCCAAGAAGUAUCCGCUCUACCACCUGCUGCAGGAGGAGUCCAGCUACAUCUUUGUGGGUGUGACCCAGGAAGCGGAGAGGGAAGAAUUUUACGACGAGACGAGGAGACUGUGCGACCUACGCCUGUUCCACCCCAUCCUGAAAGUGAUCGAACCGCUGGGAAAUCGCGAAGAGAAGAUCCUAAACCGAGAGAUCGGAUUUGCCAUCGGGAUGCCAGUGUGUGAAUUUGAGAUGAUGAAGGACCCGGAGGUUCAGGAUUUUCGCCGAGCCAUACUGGGUGUGUGCAGGGAGGCCAUGGAGGAGCGGGAGGGGGGAGGCGCCCACAGCCAAGCACUCUAUGUUUAUCCCCCAAAUGUGGAGUCCAGCUCCCAACUCCCACAGCACAUCUACAGCAAGCUGGACAAAGGAAGACUGAUUGUAACCAUCUGGGUGAUCGUGUCACCGACCAACUCCAAACAGAAAUACACGCUGAAGGUUAGCCACGACAGCCUUCCUGAACAGCUAAUAGCAGAGUCCAUCAGGAAGAAGAGCAGAUCCAUGCACCUUUCCCCUCAGCAGCUCCGCCUCUGUGUACAGGAGUACCAGGGCCAGUACAUCCUCAAGGUGUGUGGAUGUGACGAGUACCUGUUGGAAAAGUAUCCACUCAGUCAGUACAAGUACAUCCGCUCCUGUAUCAUCGUAGGACGUCUUCCUCACCUCAUGCUGGUCUCCAAGGACAGUCUUUACUGUCAGCUUCCCGCCUCAAGCUUCAUCACUCCUUCAUACAGUCGCCGAACUCCGCAACCGUCUCCCUGUCCGGGAGGGUCCGACGGCUCUCCACCGCGCUCGCUUUGGGCCUUCAACACCCGACUGAGGGUCCGACUGCUCUGCGCCACCUAUGUCAACGUUAACAUCCGAGACAUUGAUAAGAUCUACGUAAGAACUGGGAUUUAUCAUGGAGGAGAGCCACUAUGUGACAAUGUCAACACACAAAGAGUCCCCUGCUCCAACCCGAGGUGGAACGAAUGGUUGACCUACGACAUCUACCUGGCAGACCUGCCUCGCUCAGCCCGACUCUGCCUGUCUAUCUGCUCUGUGAAGGGAAGGAAAGGAGCCAAGGAGGAACACUGUCCAUUGGCCUGGGGAAACGUGAACCUCUUUGACUAUAAGGACAUUCUGGUGUCAGGGAAAGUGGCGCUCAGUUUAUGGCCCGUACCUCACGGGCUCGAGGACCUGCUGAACCCCAUCGGUGUGGCCGGUUCUAAUCCUAACAAGGAGUCUCCCUGUGUCGAACUUGAGUUCUCCUGGUUCAACCAGCCAGUUGUGUUUCCAGACGAGCAGCAAAUUGAAGAACACGCCAACUGGAUCAUCAGUAGAGAGCUCGGCUUCAACUACACACAUGGCCUGAGAGACCCUGUCUCACUGCGUUGUAGAGCAGUCGUUUGGCAUGUGACAGCAGUGUUUCAGCAUCAGACGCAGAGCAGCUUCGAAGUCUCUGCUCCAAAGAUCCUCUCUAUGAACUUUCGGAACAAGAGAAGGACUUCCUGUGGAGACACAGAGUCCCUUCCCAAGCUGCUUCUUUCCGUCAAGUGGAAUUCCAGAGAUGAAGUAUCUCAGAUGUACUGCCUGUUGAAGGAGUGGCCUCUGAUGGAGUCGGAGUCGGCUCUGGAAUUGCUGGACUGUAACUUCCCUGACCCCAUGGUGAGAGAGUUUGCACUGCGCUGCCUGGUCCAAAGUCUGACGGAUGACAAGCUGUCUCAGUACCUGCUGCAGCUCGUACAGGUGCUGAAGUACGAGAUGUACCUGGACAACCCGUUGGCCCGUUUCCUGAUCAAGAAAGCCUUGACCAAUCAGAGGAUUGGACACUUCUUUUUCUGGCAUCUCAAGUCCGAGAUGCACAACAAGACAGUGUCACGUCGCUUUGGCCUCUUGCUGGAGGCGUUCUGCAGAGCCUGCGGCAUGUACCUUAAACACCUGAACCGACAGGUGGAGGCCAUGGACAAACUGGUGAACCUCACAGAUACACUCAAACAGGAAAAGAAAGACGAGACCCAGAAAACUCAGAUGAAGUUCCUGGUUGAGCACAUGUCCCGUCCAGAUUACAUGGAAGCUCUGCAGGGAUUUGUCUCUCCUCUGAACCCCGUCCACCAGCUCGGACACCUCAGGUUGGAGGAGUGCCGGAUCAUGUCGUCGGCAAAGCGUCCGCUGUGGUUGAACUGGGAGAACCCCGACAUCAUGUCGGAGCUGCUCUUCACCAACAACGAGAUCAUCUUCAAAAACGGCGACGACUUACGGCAGGACAUGCUGACACUGCAGAUCAUCAAAAUCAUGGAGAACAUCUGGCAGAACCAAGGCCUGGACCUGCGCAUGCUGCCCUAUGGAUGCCUGUCCAUCGGCGACUGCGUUGGUCUCAUCGAGGUGGUGAAGAGCAGUUUCACCAUCAUGCAGAUUCAGUGCAAAGGAGGCCUCAAGGGGGCCCUGCAGUUCAAUUCCAACACUCUGCACCAUUGGAUUAAAGACAAGAACCGCGGAGAGGCGUAUGAUCGCGCCAUUGACUUGUUCACCAGAUCGUGUGCCGGCUACUGCGUGGCCACGUUCAUUCUGGGAAUCGGCGACCGCCACAAUUCCAACAUCAUGGUGAAGGAGAACGGACAGCUCUUCCACAUCGACUUCGGUCACUUCCUGGAUCACAAGAAGAAAAAGUUCGGCUACAAACGGGAGCGCGUCCCUUUCGUCCUCACGCAGGACUUCCUGAUUGUCAUCAGCAAAGGCAUCCAGGAGUCCACCAAGACAAAGGAAUUUGACAGGUUUCAGGAAAUGUGCUACAAGGCCUAUCUGGCUAUCCGCCAGCACGCCAGCCUCUUCAUCAACUUGUUCUCGCUGCUACUUGGAUGCGGUAUGCCUGAACUGCAGAGCUUUGACGACAUCGCCUACUUGAGGAAAACCCUGGCACUGGAGAAAAGCCAGCAGGAGGCGCUGGAGUACUUCAGCAAACAGAUGAACGACGCUCACCACGGAGGCUGGAGCACCAAGAUGGACUGGAUCUUCCACACCAUCCGACACAUGCCCAACGAGCACUAACUCAUGCACACGCACUACAACGUUGUCACGGCAACGCCAAUCUCAGGGUCGCAGGUCCGAGAAUGCAAAAGGCGUCUUCCCCUCUCUUCGGUGCUAAUGUUAAGCCAGUGAGCUGCUGUUGUAGCGUACAUCCCCGACAACUGCUGUGAAGAUAAUAAAAGCAAUACACAAGACGAGACAAUCAGCCCCCCGGCCAAUCAGCAGGGGGGCGGAGCAAGAGCACCGGUGGAAUUCCUCCAGAGGGGGCCAAACCUUUGAAUUUGCUCAUCCAGAGCGGCGUGACUGCUGAAUGAUGAAGAUUGUAUGCUUCAAGGAAUGAUUGGUUGAGGAUGUCAUUACUGAUGUGGUCCACAACAUGUCAAGUGGUUUUUGCACUGUGCGACAGUCCUUCACUUGAAUAAGUGUUACUUUUGCAUAACAAACAAAAUAAAUGAUUUA